AUGGAAACCAUCCAUACCCACCCGUCUACUGCCGCACAGGCCAAAGCCUUUACCGCGCCUGGUUCUCUAUCCUUCCCCGGGGGUGCUGGUGAUCUCACACCGCCUUCGUUCGAUGCUGAGAAGGCUAACGGCCAGAGACCCGUUAACGGCGCGCCUCAGCAGGCUGCAAACGGUACCGGGGUGACUCCCGCCACACCCGCUGCUACACCUGCGGCUGUCCAAGGAGGAAGUGGGUUAACUCCUACCUUGCAGAAUAUCGUCGCAACUGUCAACCUUGAGUGCCGGUUGGAUUUGAAGACGAUUGCCCUGCAUGCUCGCAACGCCGAGUACAACCCAAAGCGUUUCGCCGCUGUUAUUAUGCGUAUUCGUGAGCCAAAGACAACAGCGUUGAUCUUUGCUUCAGGCAAGAUGGUUGUCACUGGCGCUAAGUCGGAAGAUGACUCGAAGCUCGCCUCGCGUAAAUAUGCUCGUAUCAUCCAGAAGCUUGGUUUCAACGCCAAGUUUAGCGAUUUCAAGAUCCAGAACAUUGUUGGCAGCUGCGAUAUCAAGUUUCCUAUCAGACUUGAGGGUCUUGCUUCGCGCCAUCACAACUUCAGUUCUUACGAACCUGAGUUGUUCCCUGGUCUAAUCUAUCGCAUGAUUAAGCCCAAGAUAGUCCUUCUGAUCUUUGUGAGCGGCAAGAUAGUCUUGACCGGCGCCAAAGUCCGAGAAGAAAUCUACCAGGCAUUCGAAAUGAUUUACCCUGUCCUGCAAGAUUUCCGCAAGGUCUAG
This is a messenger RNA of Daldinia vernicosa, 771 nucleotides long. Its product is annotated as TATA-box-binding protein. Gene Ontology annotation, molecular function: RNA polymerase II general transcription initiation factor activity; DNA binding. NCBI's taxonomy places the organism in Eukaryota, Fungi, Ascomycota, Sordariomycetes, Xylariales, Hypoxylaceae. The transcript is spliced from 4 exons. The coding region runs from base 1 to 771 and encodes 256 amino acids. The record is from RefSeq and is a predicted model, not a curated record. Gene Ontology annotation, biological process: DNA-templated transcription initiation.